ACAAUCUUUAAGAAUUAUCUAACCAUCAGCACAGAUACAGAACCUAUACUAUAUGGAGCAGGCGCUUAAAAAGUUUUGGAAAGAACAGAGUUAAUAUAUAACAAACCUCUGGUCAAGUAGAGAUCCCCGUUAGCUCUGGCAAGUAAAGGGUUAUUGAAGGACUGGGCCAAAAGUUCUGCUGUGUUUCCUCCUAGGCAUUAGCAUUUCUGUGGAACAGUCACACCAGGUGUGGAUUAAAACAAGGUGUGGGAAAACCACAUUAUAUUGCCUUCUCUGUGGGAUGAAACGUGGGUGAUGUCUGAGAGAGUUUCAGAAGAACCGGGACUGGACAAAGGGGAUGGAGCCGAGGAAUGUGAAUUGGAUGAUCCUGAACUGAAGGCCAUCAGAAUGCGAGUGCGAGAAAUGGAAGAGGAGGCUGAGCGGCUGAAGGGGUUAUCUGGACAGGAUAAGAGUAUUGGUGUCAGCACUAGGCCCUGCAUGCAAACGACCCAUUCAAAGAUGACAGCAGGAGCAUAUACUGAGGGUCCGCCACAGCCUCUGAGUGCAGAGGAGAAGAAAGAAAUUGACAAACGAUCAGUUUAUGUUGGCAACGUGGAUUACGGAAGUACAGCCCAGGAUUUAGAGGCUCACUUCAGUAGCUGUGGUUCCAUCAAUCGCAUCACUAUUCUAUGCGACAAGUUCUCCGGACAUCCAAAAGGAUAUGCAUAUAUUGAGUUUGCAGAAAGGAACUCUGUCGAUGCUGCAGUGGCAAUGGAUGAAACCGUAUUCCGAGGACGAACAAUCAAGGUCCUACCCAAGAGAACAAACAUGCCAGGAAUUAGCAGCACGGACAGGGGUGGGUUCCGUGGCAGACCUCGAGGAAACCGAGGAAAUUACCAGAGAGGACAAAGGCCCAGAGGAAGGCCUUUCAGAGGUCGCGGAAGACCAGGCCCUUUGAAUAACCCAUACUGAAUGUGAAGAGUCUUUAGCCUACCAACUCUGUGUGCACAUCGUAUAGCUAACAAGUGGAAGGAGAGUGCUUCAACAUGCCUUAAUCUGGUGCCUAGGGAUGCCUAGGUAUGUCCGGCCAAAGAAACUCACAUUAAUAUUGUUAAAACCCAGAUGGCACCAAGAGGAUGUUUUGGGGAUUUUGUGCUACUGAACUACAGUAUGUAAAUAGCUCUGUUCUAUAAAACCUAUUUAAUGUUUACGUAUUGCAUUACAUUGGUUACUAAAAUAAACAAUUGUGGUGCUUU
Xenopus laevis (African clawed frog) is the source of this 1235-nucleotide messenger RNA. RefSeq names its product poly(A) binding protein, nuclear 1-like (cytoplasmic) S homeolog (gene pabpn1l.S). NCBI's taxonomy places the organism in Eukaryota, Metazoa, Chordata, Amphibia, Anura, Pipidae. Gene Ontology annotation, cellular component: cytoplasm; nucleus. Gene Ontology annotation, molecular function: poly(A) binding; RNA binding; nucleic acid binding. Gene Ontology annotation, biological process: nuclear-transcribed mRNA catabolic process, deadenylation-dependent decay. The record is from RefSeq and is marked provisional.